This is a messenger RNA of Oreochromis aureus, 707 nucleotides long. RefSeq lists its product as uncharacterized. NCBI's taxonomy places the organism in Eukaryota, Metazoa, Chordata, Actinopteri, Cichliformes, Cichlidae. Gene Ontology annotation, biological process: response to bacterium. The transcript has 3 exons. The record is from RefSeq and is a predicted model, not a curated record. The coding region runs from base 63 to 707 and encodes 214 amino acids.
UAUCACAUCAAUCUUGCAUCACUCACUUAAAAACCAAAGCCCACAUCACAAAAAGCAUCAAGAUGUUGUAUUUAUGGAUUAUACUGAUUCUGCUUCAUCAAGGAUCUGCUCUACUCUCAGUGACCGAAUGUCAACUUGGUAACUCAGUGACCUUCACAUGUUGGUUCCCUGAUUUGGAGUAUAGUAACACACGAGUCAAGUGGUACAAACAGAACAUUGGUGGUAGCCUUAAACUAAUUACAACGCUGAUGAAAGCUACUGAAAAGCCAACAUUUGAACGAGGCUUUUCUCAGUCACGAUUUGAUGCAAACAGCACACAAGUAAUGAGCAUGCUGACCAUUUUUUCAACUGUCCGAGAAGAUGAAGCACUCUAUCAUUGUGCAGCCUCUACCUGGAGUAAAGAUCAUUGGAAUUCAACCUACUUGUCUCUGAGUGAAAACACUCAGUCAAACUACACUGUUGUUCAGUUGCCGGCAGGAACUGAUCCAGUUCAGCCAGGAGACUCAGUGACUCUCCAGUGUUCGGUCAUCUCUAGUUCUGGCAACAGUUCUUGUCCUGAUGAACCAACACGUUCUCACUCCCAACUCGUCAAAUGUGUGACGCAUGGUCAGGCUCCCUCUGCUUCACUUAUCAACGUGCAGGGUACCCCCGUCGCGUCGAGAAUUGACGUGCAGGGUCCUCUCAUUGAAUACUAUAGAGAUCCCUAA